AUGGCUCACGAGGACGAGAACAAGAAGGCUUGGGAGAAGGGUGGCGCAAAGUACAACAGCAAAUCAUACAGCGAAUACUUUGAUCCUUGUCAAGAAGCCGCCGAUAGAAGUUUGAGGUGUCUGCGAAGAAAUGGUGGCGAUAAGUCAUUGUGUUCAGACUACUUUGAAGCAUAUCGCGAGUGCAAGAAGCAAUGGAUGGCAGAGAUGAAGGAGGAAAAGAGGAAGCAGGGAAGAUGGUGGUAG
This is a messenger RNA of Aureobasidium namibiae CBS 147.97, 243 nucleotides long. RefSeq names its product cytochrome c oxidase-assembly factor COX23, mitochondrial. Lineage: Eukaryota; Fungi; Ascomycota; Dothideomycetes; Dothideales; Saccotheciaceae. The transcript has 4 exons. The record is from RefSeq and is a predicted model, not a curated record. Bases 1 to 243 code for a protein of 80 amino acids.